AUGGAAGAUUUUGCAAUACCAGAGUAUGCUCUCCCACGAGCGUCUCUAGUUCCUAUACCUCAGGCUGCACAGCACGGGCUAGAACCAAUCGAGCACCUCAUUAUCAUCUGUCGAUCCCCUUUACUUGCUAUUUCCGAGGAGAAUUACGAAUCUGAAGCCGCAAAGAUUGCACGUUUGUUUGCUGAAGACAAGGGCCAUUCCAAGAGUUUCCUUGCGAAUCGUCCAGACGAGGACGAUACCUCCAGGCAGCAACCCGUAUCCGUGUACCCUCUGUCAACUGUUGACAGACCCACAAUCCAGCAAUCCCAUGCAUCCACUCUCGGAUCGCAUCAUAUUUUCUAUUCGCAUUAUUGCGGGCCUCCUUGUCAUUGGGAAAAAGUCUAA
This is a messenger RNA of Fomitiporia mediterranea MF3/22, 384 nucleotides long. RefSeq lists its product as uncharacterized. Bases 1 to 384 code for a protein of 127 amino acids. Lineage: Eukaryota; Fungi; Basidiomycota; Agaricomycetes; Hymenochaetales; Hymenochaetaceae. The record is from RefSeq and is a predicted model, not a curated record. The transcript is spliced from 2 exons.